Neurospora tetraspora is the source of this 7188-nucleotide messenger RNA. Its product is annotated as peptidase family C50-domain-containing protein. NCBI's taxonomy places the organism in Eukaryota, Fungi, Ascomycota, Sordariomycetes, Sordariales, Sordariaceae. Gene Ontology annotation, biological process: meiotic chromosome separation; proteolysis. Gene Ontology annotation, molecular function: cysteine-type endopeptidase activity; protein binding. The record is from RefSeq and is a predicted model, not a curated record. Bases 282 to 6791 code for a protein of 2169 amino acids. Gene Ontology annotation, cellular component: nucleus; mitotic spindle pole body; cytoplasm. The transcript is spliced from 2 exons.
CUUUGUUGCGACCAAGUCAACAUCCCGCCAACAAGGGUUCUUCCCCGUCGUUGGUAUCCGGACUCGUGGCCGGGGGAGUAGCUCCAUUCUUGGACACCAAUUCGCGAUCCACCUUACCUUACCGUUUGCUUCCACUUCCAUUUACACAGCAUACGAUCCAACCAUCCUUCAUGCACUACACUCUUUUCCCGUCUUUUGGUGUCCCUAGUCCUACGUUAUAGGCGAUGACAUGAUUAGGAAUCAGCCCAUUAGACCCUCUUUCUCUACAUUACGACAGCUUCAUGGAUACGAUACAUUCGCAAGCUGACGCCGUGCGCAGCGCCGUCUCUUCGGUGACAACAUGUACGCCUACCAUCACAGCUCUUCUCAAGAGCCUCCUCUUACCCAAAGACGAUGCCACGGCCGCGACCGAAACAACAACAAAGACAGCACCAACAACGAGACCGCGAUCGAGAGCAAACAACACGACCACCAAGGCCGCCGCCGCAGCAAAGAAAGAUGAUGGACUCUCGCCCAAGGAAAAGGCAACAUUGGCCACCCAUGUUGUCAACGGAACCCUUCGCGCCCUGAGCGAGUAUGCAAAGAACCCAGCAACUACUGCGAGACCCCCAACGCCCACCAAGCGGCCAGCGCCCCAAGAGGAGGAAUUGUUAAGGUCAGCCACGACGAGAAACCCGCUUCAACGAUGUAGCUCUACAAACUCGACACCACUAUCCCCCCUACAGCCUCGCGCCCUUAACAGGGUCACCACUUCUCCGGCCCUCUCGAAGCGCUCCCUUUCGCCAGCCAAAGCCCCGAAGCAUGACACGAACCUCCUCGCCACGGUCGAAUGUGCUCGCGUUGCUUUGGGCGCCCUGCGCCAGUUACACACGUCCAGCAAGCUCACGCUCCCGGAGCUACAACUCGAGACCGGCAUGUCUUCUCUAAUCGCCAGGUUGAUUACACUAGGACUACACGAUCAAGCUCUCAAGGAACUGCGUAUCUUGAAGAAGAGACUGGAGACAUCGUCCAGUUCGACGACAAUAAAGAAGCCGACUAAGACGACUGCUACCGAACCACCCAAGACGGCAGCGCAAGUAUAUGCGGAGAUACUCGAUUUUGGCCAGGUGAAAUCCUCGGGGCCAGCCCUUGCUCUCGUCAUUACAACACAAAUACAGGCAUUGCGCCUCCUUUCUGCGAACAAAAAGCCAAAUGCGAUCGAAGCCAUCAUCCCACUCCUACGCCAGGACCAUAGCUCAUCACCAACUGCCCUCCUCCUACGGUCAGCGACUGAUAAGGGCGCCGAUGUUGCCAAGAUUGCCCGCCAGAUGGAAACUCUGGCACAAUGCAUGAUAUCGUUGACCCCAAGUGCUGCCAGCAAGGACGACACGCUCAGCAUAGAACCGCGGCUUAGUAUCUCCCCGGUAUCCGCCAUCGAGCUGCAGGCCUUUGCUUUGGAGACGAGAAUACAAUGGUGGAAGUUGGCCAAACAUAAGGGUGAUGCGGAAAAGGAAAUCAUCAUGCCUCUAUCUCGGUACAUGGGCGCCUUCGUGCGUCGGAGCCAGGAGAGUGAGCGCUCUUCUUAUGCUACUUGCCUCUCAGUCUUCACCAGGGUUCGCUCUCAGCUCGAUACUUACGGAGCACAACUCUCUGAAGCUUCACGGACACCUCUUUCUCAGAUUUACCAGGUUUUGGCGGUUCUGGCACGAGAGGCGGGAAAGUUGGCAGAUGCGGUUUCUUGGGCGACGAAGCUCAAGGAAGGGGUCGAUCCAAAGGUGGACUCUGUCGCCAAGAUAUGCUCCAUCUCAGCGCAACUAUUGUCCCUCCAGCUCAAGGACCCGGUAAAGUACUGUCAUGAUAACCAGCUUCUCGAGGAGGUAGUUGCUGGUCUCUCAGGUCCCCUGCGGGGUGAUUCCAGCGACCUCGACGAGCUGCUCAAUAAUGUCUGCUCCGUCAGGAGGGCAGCGAUGAAGCUUCUUCUUGCCCUGCUGAAAAAGGAAAGUGAUGGGUUUGCUGAUUUUACUUCCAAUUGCCGAGAAUCUCUAGAAUCAUUUGUCCUCCAAUGUCCUCGUUUCUGUUUACGAUGGCUCGGUAAACCCCCGGAGCCCAAGAGCAGCACCAAGGACUACCUCAGAUACGAACAGCGCCGUCAACUACUCCUACAGUCUAUACAGCAUACCCUCGACUCAUCAUUCAUCAUCGUCAAGACCCGCCUCGAAGAGAAGAGGCUGGCCUGGGAUUUUAUGGAUUCGCUUCUCAAUGAUUGUCUUUUGCUCUUGGAAUACAUAGGGGACAUGGGUGCUGCUGGCUCGCAGAGCAUGUACCAUGUCAAGAUUUCACACUUUUACUAUCUACAGUACAAUGUAUUACGACAACAAUCUACCGGACCCAAGGAUGUGGCGCCCUUACGAGCUCUCCGUCGCUCGAUCGAUUGCGUGAAACACAGAUCGGCAGCAGAGAAAGACAAGGCGCAGCUCAUCCUGAAGUUGGAGCGGAUGGCCGAGCUGGCUCGGACAUUGGGCAGGAAUGAGCAGGCUCUCGCCGCGCUACAGACAAUUAGAACGAGCAUGUUGGAUGAUGGUAUCCUCGGAAGCGUUGCUGGCGCACUAGCGACAGAUUCGCCGCUCAUCGUGUGGCAAAGGGACGAGAAGGCCGAGACUCUGUCCCGUGCUCUGGUUGCUAUCGCGAAGAUGGAGCAUGUCUUCAUGGAUUGGACGGUGGAUCUACCAGAAGCCGAACAAUCUGCCGGACUCGAACACCGGUUGCACUACAUUCUGCUGGGUGGCAAUCCAACCAUGAGUGGGAGAAAGAGGGAGGAAGAGAUUACUCUCGAGCACCCUGUUGUGGAUGCCUUGCUCCGCAUCUAUAUCCCGACACGGUAUCCCAUACGAAGACUCAGAGUGCUUUUGGCGCUCCUGAGCUCUGCCAUUGGGAACCAGCGGAAGGUACCCGAGUUGCUUGCUAUCACUAGGGAUGCUACGCAGGUGGAACCGGAUAACCUUGGUGAGGAUGCUGGAUUAGCCCGCUUUGUGCCGCAUAUGGGAGCAUUCUAUCACUCUAUCACAGCAUUGUCGGAUGGUUACUCUGAUCUUGGAGCGGUUCAACGAUGCCUUGAGACGUGGAAGUCGAUCGUCAAGUCUUGCCAAACCAAAACGGAUGUGGAGCGAUCAAUCGACGAUAUCCCUGGUCUUUUGGAUCAUCUGCAGGCUAUGGCCGACUUUCUGCGGUUGAGCGGUCACGAUAACAUGGUAGCUAUGGUCCUGGAACUGACGGCGGAUAUCGCCAAACUAGCAGACGGCCCCAGGCUGGAAGACAUUAUUCAGCAUGCCUCAACGAUGGCUCUGCAAUACACCAAUCUCGGCCAGUCCAUCAAAGCUGAACAGACUUUCGCCGAGACACUACAGUAUCUGAAGAAGCAAGCUGACUUACCCGGUGACGCGGUUGCCACUUUCCACCUCUCGUGGACGGAACACUUCAUCGCCGUUGGUGAUCUCACUCAAGCAGAAUACCAUCUCUCUCAGGCCCGGGCUGCAGUCGAGGCUGAAGCUGUUCCAGGAAAGGUCUCCCGUGCUCGGCGGAAAUAUCUGGUAGCCUAUGCUUCCUACCUUCACUCUCUCGUUACUCAGGAACGCGGUGAAUCUCACCAUGCCCUGGUCUAUGCUAGAGAGAGCGUCCGCUGCAUCUUUCAGGACUGGGUCAAGGUAGAACAACAGUUAGCAGCAGCGAAAUCAUCCGCCCGUUCGUCAACCGAUGACUCAGCCAUGUUCAAUACCGACGACGCCACUUGCGAUCUUUCGGCCACCGGCAAAGAGACGCCUUACCUGGGACCAGAGUCGUGGAAACUUGCCCUUACUCUGUACCGAAACACUCUACGCUUGUCUUCCAUCUACGCACACCUGGGUAUGUUCCAAGAGACGAUGUACUACGCGGAGCAGGCACAGAAGAUCGCCAAUAGCGCCAACUCGGAGAUUCUCAAAGCUGGCUGCGCGACCUGGAUGGGCUCGGUGUACGUCAAGGCGGCCAACAUCCCCAAGGCGAUGGAGAUGUUGCAGGAGGCAGCUAAUCUGCUACCGGAGGAAAGCAAUUCGUAUUCUUCGGCCGUGCUGGCUUGCCAGAUUGGGGCUAUGUGCUUGGAUCUGAAGAGCUUUGAGGGUGCCGAGGCGAUGAUUGGGAGGGCGGAGGCGAUUUUGGAAGGGUUGAUGGAGGUUAGUGCUACGUCGGUGCCGGUUGCUGGGGAGAAGACGGAGGAUGAGGAGAAGGGGACGGCCAUGAAGGGAGUCAAGGGACCUGCGGCUGUAAGACAACUGUCGAAGGCGGUGAAGAGUGGACAUUCGAGACCUGCGCUUGCGGCGAGACCAAAGACGGCGGCACCUGUUCCUUCCCCUCAGCCUGUUGAGGAUGCUCAGCUUUCGAAACUCAGAGCGGCCAUCAUGGUGCAAAAAGCAACGGCGAAGCUGGCGAAGAAGGAUUGGAAUUCGGCUUUGGCGAUGCUUGAUGGAGUCAAAACGCGGUCCAAGAAGUCGCUGUCUGCGAUCAUCUCGGAUGAGCAGAUCAUCAUGGCGUCCUGUCUGCUGGGCAUGAGCAUGGAGCAGAUGGCCCACGAUCCGGUGUUUUCGGUCAUUCACGACUCCACCAUUUCAUAUCCUGCUGUUUCUGAUUCCCAUGGAAAAGAUAGGGUUUCUGGAGGUCACCCAGCUGUUCUUCAGGAGAGAAGGCGGGUUGCCACUAAGGAUACCACAGAUCAGGAAAAGGCGGAGUAUGUGGAUAAUCUACGCCAGGCGCAGCAAGCCCUUCUCGAGGCCCAUGCCGUGGCCACAGUCUGCGGUGACUCAAGUCUCAUUCACAAGAUCUCUGUGAUGCUGCAGAAUGUCGGUCUCCUUCUUUCCGCUACGGCAUCAUCUGGGAAGGCCAAGGCAUCCACCCCUUCUGGACACACUGCCUAUUCCGUCGAGCUGGGCCGAAACCUCACGUGGCGCAGAGAACGCAAAGCUCUCACGCUGGAGAAGAACGGACCCAAGACUGAUGCAUACAGCUGGCCUAAUUUCACGGACUUGCCUGUUGAGCCCCUUGGUCGGAUGAGUCUGGGCUUCUCGCUGGACCUGCAAAAGUUCCAGAGAGACUACAUCGACAUUAUUCCCAAACCUUGGAGUGUGGUGUCUAUCUCACUGAGCGACAACAAGCACGAUCUGUGCAUCACCAAGCUACAGGCAGGUUGCACACCCUUCGUUCUUCGACUUCCCCUUGAUCGUGCCAGCUCGCGCGACGCAGACAAUGAGGUGUUCAACUACCAGCAGGGAAGGGCUGAGUUGCUGGAAAUUAUUCGCUUGGCCAACGAAACUUGCCACGAUGCCCGAGACUUCUCUGUGAAGGGCGCCAAGACUGCUUGGUGGGCAGACCGUGAGGCGUUGGAUAAUCGCAUGAAGGAUCUGUUGACGAACAUUGAGCAGAUCUGGCUCGGCGGCUUCAGGGGUAUUUUCAGCCAGCACCAGACUCAAGGCGGCAAGAGGAAGGAGUUGAUGAACAAGUUUGGGGCGACAUUCGAAAACAUGUUGGACAAGUAUCUUCCCAGCCGGAGACAGGUGCAUCAUCGCGGGAAGAAUGCUGGCGGCGGUCAGGAGCCGCGGUCAGAGAAAGUCACCGUUGAUCCUCGCAUCUUGGAACUCUUCAUCGGUCUUGGCGAUGCCACUGCCACUUCCGGCGGCCAGAACGUCGAUCUCGACGAGGAACUCACCGAUCUCCUUUAUUUCGUUGUCGACAUCCUCCAGUUCCACGGCGAGCGCAACGCCUACGACGAGAUCGACUUUGACUCCAUGGUCGUCGAAAUGCUAGACGCCCUGCACGCCUAUCACGCGGCUGUCAACGAACUCGACGGGGGCGGCGACGAGCACGCUCACACCAUCCUCAUGCUCGACAAGGCUCUGCACGUCUUCCCCUGGGAGUCUCUCCCGUGCCUGCAAAACCUAGCCGUAUCCCGCAUGCCUAGUCUAGGCUGUCUUCGCCGCGCCAUUCUAGACAUGAAGGCCCCUAGACCUGCUCAUGCUCAACCAACAAAGGAAGAAGACGGCGACUCAAUAAUGUUGGACGCCGACACCAUUCCCACUGGGACAUCACCAUCCCACCAACCCCAAGGCCACCACGCCUCUUCUGUCAGAGGCACCUACAUCCUCAACCCCUCCUCCGACCUCCUCACCACUCAAAAGACCUUCAGCCCCCUCCUAACCUCCCACCUCGGCCCCUCCCCCUCAUCAUGGACAUCCAUCACCGCUCGCCCGCCCACCGAGUCCGAAUUCGCCUCGGCGCUCACCAACUCCGACAUCUUGUUAUAUUUCGGCCACGGCUCCGGCGCCCAAUACAUCCGCGGCCGCACCAUCCGCCGCCUUUCCCCGCGCUGCAAGGCCACGGUCCUGCUGAUGGGCUGCAGCUCCGCCAAGCUGAACGAGGCAGGCGAAGGGUUCGAAGUCUAUGGUCCGGCGUGGAAUUACAUGAUGGCGGGCGCGCCGGCGGUGGUCGGGACACUGUGGGAUGUUACGGAUCGGGAUAUUGAUCGGUUUACGGGCAGGGUUUUGGAGGAGUGGGGACUUUUGGGGAGGGGGGGGAAGGGUUUGGAUAAGGGGGAUGAUGAUGGAGGUGAGAAGAGGGAAACGACGGAGGGUGAGUGUGAGGGAGAUGGAUAUGGAGAUGGUGAAGAGAAGAACGGGAAGAAGAAGAGUUUGGUAGAAGCGGUGGCCAGCGCGAGGGGAGCGUGUCGGUUUCGCUAUGUCACUGCGGCUGCUAUUGCUGUUUAUGGUAUUCCUGUUUAUCUUCAGCAAUGAGCAUCAAUCAGGAGAAAGACAAAAGUCUGAUUUUGGGGGGUUGCUUCGUUGGUUGGGAAAAAGCGGUAUUGGUAUGGUAUGGCGAAGCAUAUCUUAGAUGUGUCUGUCUGUGUUUGUGUGUUGUGUCUGGGUAGUGUUGUGGGUAUGAAGGGCUUGUGGAAGGGCAGCAUCGAAAAAUGAUGGCUGUUUUUCUUGUGUCUUGUUUCUCUUUUAGAAAGGAGGGUUUAGCUUGUUUUGUUUUUGUUUUCCUUUGCUUUGCUUUUGGUCUUAUGGAUUAUGAUGACGUGCGUUGGGUUUACCUUACUUAGCUUUGUAUAGCCUGCGCGGCGCGGAGUUUCGAGUGCAUUGUUCGGUUAUAGAGAGAUGAUUGUGAUGAGAAAUGGUAUGGUAUGGGAAU